Molecule: messenger RNA, 648 nt
Organism: Drosophila obscura
Lineage: Eukaryota; Metazoa; Arthropoda; Insecta; Diptera; Drosophilidae
Gene: Trissin
Product: trissin
Exons: 3
Coding region: 166-477 (103 amino acids)
Source: RefSeq, a predicted model, not a curated record
GAUGGAUGGAUAUCCUGUGUGGGUAUAUAUAAGCCUGGCAACCAGUUGCUCCAUCCUUUCAGUUGCGCUUACACGGAGACUCAACACAGGCAACCAACAAUUGCAGCUCCUAUGAGCGGCGCCAUCAACUGUUGAGCAGCACCACGAGACCACAACACAACGAGAAUGCAUUGGCUAGCACAUUUUCAGAUCAUUUUGCUAUGCAUAUGGUUAAUGUGCGCCAACUCCAAUGCCAUGCCAUGCGACUCCUGCGGCAAAGAGUGUGCCAACGCCUGCGGCACUAAGCAUUUUCGAACCUGCUGCUUUAAUUAUCUACGCAAACGCAAUGAUCCGGAUGAGCUGCGUCGCAGCUCGGACCGCAGACUGAUUGACUUUAUAUUGCUGCAGGGCAGGGCCCUGUACACGCAGGAGCUGCGCGAGAGACACCACAAUGGCACCCUGAUAGACCUCGGCCUGCAAACCUACUACAAUAACUGAAGAUCCACCACACUGAUAAUGAUAUGGAUAAUGAUAAUGACACUGAUCCGACAGACCCUCCCUUACCACGAUUCACAUGAUGAUCCACGGCUGAAUGCUUGAAAUGUUUGAGAUGUUAAUUUUCCAAUAAAGGCGCAAAACCUCUUUGGGGCAAUAUGCUUUAUAAAGCAU